AUGUCAAUGUUCUUGCGUCUGUCGCGGGUGAAUGCUCGCCCGGCAGUCUCGGUAACCUUCACCAGUGGUCGCCGAUUAAUCGGAUCGGUCAGCGCAAUUGAUUCAAGCAUUUUCCGAACUCUGUUUGGUACAGAUGAAAUUCGCAAGGUCUUCGACGACGAAGCUUAUAUCCGACGAUGUGUUGACGCCGAAGCUGCCCUAGCACGAGCGCAAUCCCAAUGCGAUGUCAUUCCAUCCAAGAUCGGAGCGAUGGUCACGCAGCGUGUACAAGAAUCCAGCCUCGAUUUCGAUCGCCUACGCCACGAAACUGAAAUCGUAGGCUACCCCAUUCUACCUCUGGUCCGCCAGCUUUCGGCUAUCUGUGGCGACGAGGCUGGCAAGUAUGUACACUGGGGCGCGACGACACAGGAUAUCAUGGAUCUGGCAAGCGUGCUCCAAAUGAAAGAGGGACUCGACAUCAUCGAGAGAUUGCUCAAAGAUGUCAUCAAGACGCUACGUCUGCUUUCGGAGAAAUAUAAGGAUACCCCCAUGGCUGGUCGCACGCACUUGCAGCACGCAUUGCCGGUGACAUUCGGUUAUAAGUGCGCCGUAUGGCUGUCUGGGUUCCAGCGACAUCUGGACAGACUGACGCAGCUUCGUGAUCGGACUUUACUCGUGCAAUUUGGCGGUGCAGCAGGUUCGCUCGCGUCGCUGGGUUCUGGCGAUGAUGGACUUCGGGUGCGAAAGGCGCUGGCAAAGGAACUUGGUUUAUCUAACCCUUCGAUCACAUGGCAUGUUGCCCGAGACGGUGUGGCUGAAAUUACCAACUUUCUCGCGUUGAUGGGAGGAUCUAUGGGGAAGUUGGCUUUGGAUAUCAUUAUCAUGUCGUCCAAUGAGUUGGGUGAGGUAUCCGAGCCUUUCGUGCCACACCGUGGUGCGUCAUCUACCAUGCCGCAGAAGCUUCUUGAUGGAAUGGUGGCUGAUUUUGAACGCGCUUCGGGACCUUGGCAUCUCGAGUGGGUUGCUGUGCCAGAGAGUUUUGUUAUUGCUGUUGGGGCUUUGUCGCAGACUCAUUUCGCACUUUCGGGUCUAUCUGUCAAUAGCAAGCAGAUGCUCGAGAACCUCCACUCUACGAAGGGGUUGAUUGUGGCGGAGGCCGUGAUGAUGGGUAUGGCGCCGCAUGUGGGUCGUCAACGGGCUCAUGAUAUUGUCUACGAGGCCUGUCGGGAGAGCAUUGAGAAGGGAGGGUCGUUGUUGGACUGUCUUCUCGAGAAGGAAGAGGUUACUUCGAAGAUGAGCCAGCAGCGACUCAGUGAGCUUUGUGACCCAGUUAAUUAUCUGGGCGCAUCGUCGAGGAUGGUAGAUGAUGUUUUAGCUCUUGAUUAG
Penicillium cosmopolitanum is the source of this 1365-nucleotide messenger RNA. Its product is annotated as class-II fumarase/aspartase family protein. Bases 1 to 1365 code for a protein of 454 amino acids. Gene Ontology annotation, molecular function: catalytic activity. The transcript is spliced from 3 exons. The record is from RefSeq and is a predicted model, not a curated record. Lineage: Eukaryota; Fungi; Ascomycota; Eurotiomycetes; Eurotiales; Aspergillaceae.